Molecule: messenger RNA, 495 nt
Organism: Lathyrus oleraceus (garden pea)
Lineage: Eukaryota; Viridiplantae; Streptophyta; Magnoliopsida; Fabales; Fabaceae
Exons: 1
Coding region: 1-495 (164 amino acids)
Source: RefSeq, a predicted model, not a curated record
AUGCCUGUUUCUUAUAAUAGUUGUGUUCUGGUGUGUAGGGAAAUGGUUGGAAGAAAUGACCAAGCGAUUGCUGAUGCUUUUGAGUCAAUGGCUCAAAUGUUGCAGGAUCAACAGAACCAGGCUAGUGAUGAGUUCUGUGGAUUGGAGAAAUUUCAGAGAAACAAUCAGGCAUGGCUCAGAGGAAUUAAGAAGAUUUUCCGAGUGAUAGCAUGUAAUGAGGAACAAAAUGUGUUGUUUAGUACUCAUAUGUUAUUAGAGGAAGAUAAAGACCGAUGGAAUAAUGUGCGUCAGAGACUGGAUCCUGUAGGUACUGAUAUUACUUGGGUUGUGUUCAGAACGCAUUUUCUAGAGAAGUACUUUCCUAAGGACAUGUGCAGUAAUAAGGAUAUCGGGUUCCUUGAGUUGAAACAAGGAAAUUUGACAGUUGCAAAGUAUGAUGUUAAGUUUGAAGAGUUUACGGAGUUUUGUCCACACUAUAAUAGUACGACUGCUUAG